Molecule: messenger RNA, 3910 nt
Organism: Anoplopoma fimbria (sablefish)
Lineage: Eukaryota; Metazoa; Chordata; Actinopteri; Perciformes; Anoplopomatidae
Product: transcriptional regulator Kaiso-like
Exons: 2
Coding region: 86-2278 (730 amino acids)
Biological process (GO): regulation of transcription by RNA polymerase II
Molecular function (GO): DNA-binding transcription factor activity, RNA polymerase II-specific; protein binding; RNA polymerase II cis-regulatory region sequence-specific DNA binding
Source: RefSeq, a predicted model, not a curated record
CCCACGGAGCAAAGUUGAGUGUGAUGCUCCACAACAACACCAGUCAUCCAGGUUUUUUUGGUAACACCCGAGUCAGAGAAUCAAAAUGUCGCAAACCGGUAAACUGGAAAAAAACGUGAAGCCGGUGUGCAAGAAACUUGAAGAUGCUCUGGCAAUGGAGUUCUUCUUCACGGAGCUGAACACCACCGCCACAUGCCUCAUCUGCAGGCAGAAGGUCUUGUUUAAGGGGUUAAACAUGAAGAGGCAUUACAUAGCAAAGCACUCUGGAAAGUAUGAUAAAUACAAAGGAAGGAGCAGGAAGACCAUGUCCGAUGAGCUGCAUGCAGACUUCAACCGAUCCACAGGGACGCCAGCAAGAGACCCCGACCCUGACCCUAAAGAGACCCCCACAGCCAUGCCAAGUCUCAAGCUGAUAUCUGCGACCGACACACAGUAUUCAACAUCUGUGCUGAAGUCGAUGAACGAGCAGCGGAAUCAUGGAUUAUUUUGCGACGUCACCAUUAUCAUACAGGACAAGAAGUUCAGAGCUCACAAGACGAUCCUGUCUGCUUCCAGUACAUAUUUCCACCAGCUCUUCAGUGUAGCGGGACAAGUGAUCGAGUUAAACUUCAUUAAAGCGGAAAUCUUCGAGGAGAUUCUCAACUACAUUUACAGCUCCAAGAUUAUCCGUGUGCGCUCCGACAUGCUUGAGGAGCUCAUCAAUGCUGGACAGAUACUGGGAGUCAGGUUCAUUGCAAACUUGGGGUCACCGCUAUCACAAGUUAAGGGUCUUCCUGGUUUGUCUAAGGAGACCGAGAGCAAAAGUGACACACCCACAGAGAUGAUGCCCAUCAUCGCCGAGUCUUUUUCUAUAUCUGCAGAGGAAUUCAAUCAGACAAGCAAGCCGUCGGGCAACGACUCGGACUCUGAAGGUGAUGUUAUGUUUGUCUCACAAACAGACGCUCAAACCAGAGCAGCUAAUCAGAAAGCCGUCCCUGCUGAGGUAAUUGAUGUGGACACAGCUGAUGCAGGAAAGGCAGCAUCAAAGCAAAACGCAGAAUCUAGUCUCACAGUUACAAAUCCGAAAGAGAAAGCAACGACCUCUUUAAAAACAAGUCCUGCAAAGCCUCCCAGCAUCAGUGUUCCAAUCCCCAGUAUCCCCAACAGCAGCCCUCUGCGAAGUCCCGACAGCAGCUCCAAUAACUCGUCUUCCCCUGCCAGAGUUUCCUCAGGAAGUGCCCCAACAACGCCAGCCAGGUCAAGCAAUGUCACCCCCGAACCCUCGAGUGCCUCUCAGUCCUCUGAAACCAGCGAUAUAAUGGGGGUCCACAAGAAGCAAGUCUCUGCCUCAUCCCAGCAAGGGGAUUUCAAAUUAAAGCUCUUAGAUUUGUCUGAUGGCCAAGUAAAAGAAACUAACAGUCCCAAAUCAGUCAUAGCGGCAAAAAAGACAGUGACACUCAAUACAACCACAGAGAUUGACUCAAUUUCAUCAGGCUGUAAAGUUUAUGCAAAUAUUGGAGAGAACACGUACGACAUUGUCCCGGUGAAGGAAGAUCCAGGCGAAGGUGGCUCUAAAGCCAACAAAGGGAAGAGGUCAUUGAUGGCCACGCCUCUGAAACCUCUUGAUAAAACACCCACCUCACCGAAGGGAGGCCCAAACAAGAAGAAGACCAAAACGGAGCUCGAGGACCACUAUGAGCUCAUCAUGGACGGGAAGACCUUCUACGUAUGCAUCGUCUGCAAGCGCCCCUACGUUUGUCUGACGAGUCUCCGUCGUCACUUCAACACCCACUCGUGGGAAAAGAAGUAUCCAUGUCGCUACUGUAACAAGGUCUUUGCACUGGCCGAGUACAGAACUAAGCAUGAAAUCCAUCACACAGGAGAGAGGCGGUACCAGUGCUUGGUGUGCAACGAAACCUUCAUGAACUACCAGUUACUGUCGACCCACUGCAAGCAAGUCCACAACCAGGACCCCAGUGGGAGGAAGGAGAAAGAUGAGACGGACAACAACUUAUACCGACUGCUGCCGUGUAAAACGGUGCAGAUGAAGCCGUACUCGUGGAGCACCGACGGGCAGGGGGUCCCCGUCAUAUCGGAGGAUGGCAGCGUGCAUCACAUAACAUCUGUCGGCGAAGACGUCCACUCCUCCACUCAGAGCAGGAUGUUGAACUGGGACGACAUCUUUAUCGAGCCAGACGCUCAUAUGACGCCCGAUUCUCGUGCAAGACCAGGGCCAACCAUAAACAGUCCUCCACAGGGAGCCACAGAGUUUGACUUUGUUAUACCAGAGACCUACUGAGCAGCACUCACUGCUCUAUUAUCUGUGCCUUUUAGGUGCCCCCCAACCCCCAUUUCCUCAUUGUUUCCAUGUCAACAAUAUUCUUGUGUGAUUCUCAUUAGUGUCAGCCUAAUGUACGGUCACAUUAGCAUUUCCUUUCAUUGACAUUGAUGCGGUGUAAUAUUGUGAUGAUGCACACUAGAAUAAUGUCGGCGUCUGCCAGAGCAAGCUGAAUUCUUAGUCGUGCUGUCUUGAGUUGAAUGGAAAAGGGAGACGGAGCAAAUAGUUGCAGGAAGAAAGUGUAACGUGAUCAUACCUUUUACUCGUGUUACUCUGCUUGCAUAAUAGCCCUGAUCUUUUGUAUCAUUGGAAUAAAUGAUAGUCACAUUGACAAAAACUGGUUACCACGCAGUAAUAUAACGCAAACAAUUAGUUUAUGUGGAUGAUUUAAAAAAUCCAUUUAAAAGGACUCUGACAUAAAAAGUUAAAUCAUAUAUGUUUAAUUUUUCACUGUAAGAGGCAAGUUAUAUCUUUAAAAACUUAAACUUUACCUUUGUCAUCUUAUACACAGGUAAAAACAUGAAUUAGUCCUCUAUUCAACCAUCCUAAGCAUUAAGGAGUAACUCCAUUUCUUAAAGUGUGAAUGGGGUUUGCCUUUUUAAGAAUGUGAAACAUCAGCAGAUUUAGUUGGUAACCAGGGGACCUUUUUUUCCACAGGAUACAUUUUAAUGCAUUUUGUGGUUUAAACAGAUUUGUAUAAAAUACAGGAUAUGACCCGUGAUAAAAAUGGAACAAGGUUGCUCAAAUCGUUACCAGAUUCAUCAAUCAUUUGACAGAUGAAUUUAAUUUAACACCAGGCGUUUAUGAGCUGAUCAUCGCUUGUUUCAAUUUGAGACUAUUUUAAACCUCAUUCUGAACGAGAGAAUGUUAAAAUAUAUUUUUCAUUGUGUGAUUGUUGGCAAUUCCACAUGUGGACAUCUUGGAAUGGAAGCUAUACAACAGUUAUUUAAUUUUUCAGUGGUUGGAAAACAAAUUAUAACUUACUUUUUUUUGUCGAUUAAACAUCGGUUUUAUUUCCAUACACUUGUACAUUUUUAUUUCCUAUGCUUGACAUUUUUCCUUUAUUUUUAAUAUAUUUCAAUGCCAGAAUCCGACAUAGCGUAGGCUAGAGACUAGCAUAAAUGUGAUGAUAGGAUUGACAUGCAUUGAGGAUUAUUUCAGUCCGUAUAUGAAGCACUUAGUGUUGGAUCAGGCAGAAGAUUUUCCUGUAAUAUUUUUACUUUUGUACUCGUUUCUCCAUUGUAUCAAAAUGUAGUGAUUGGUCAGUAUGAGUAAAAGAAAAUAGUGCUAACAUGGAAAUCGAUUCUACUUUGUAUCAUUCAAUAAAAUCAUGCAAGAUUUGUUUUUAAUUAACCGAUUAACAUUGGUGUGUGAUGUUACAGUAUAUUUGUUUUAAUCCCACUUUUUUUCUUUUUUUUCACUGUUUCAGAUGUAUUUAUUAGGUUCAUAGCAGUUUACUAAAUGAAAUUGUUAUUAAAUACUCUGUUCUGUUGGUAUUUAACUAAAUCUCACUUUUCUGUUAAUUAGCAACAAGGGUUCCCUGAUGGUAAAUAAAUUAUUCUUUUACUUAAUUGUCUUGCACUACCAGCAUUU